Messenger RNA from Cucumis sativus (cucumber), 715 nucleotides. RefSeq lists its product as uncharacterized. The transcript has 3 exons. The coding region runs from base 30 to 461 and encodes 143 amino acids. Gene Ontology annotation, biological process: translation. Gene Ontology annotation, molecular function: structural constituent of ribosome. Gene Ontology annotation, cellular component: ribosome. The record is from RefSeq and is a predicted model, not a curated record. Lineage: Eukaryota; Viridiplantae; Streptophyta; Magnoliopsida; Cucurbitales; Cucurbitaceae.
UAAGAGCCUUGAAUAUCAAUUAGAUCUAUAUGGAAGAGGAAAGUUCCAUAAUCCAUACUUUGUUUAGUCCUUCGUCUCAGCUGCUGACCGUCACUCUCGAUCCGAGGGUAUUUGCCAAGAAAUCAUUCAUUUUUUCACUUAACCUUUGCAUCAACGCCAUGAAAGUCCGUUCUUCGGUGAAAAAGAUGUGCGAAUUUUGUAGGACAGUGAAGCGUAAAGGCCGGGUAUAUAUAUACUGCUCAUCUAAUCCCAAACACAAGCAACGCCAGGGCCUGUCUACAUUUGCAAGUGAAGGUCCUUCUCCUUCCUUGUUCUCAAGAACCGAGGUGAAGCAAGAGAUUCUUCCCAGUCAAAGUUUGCGAACAGGGCUGGCUUCUCUCAUCCCCCAAAAGAACGAGCCAACAAUGUUUCUUGGUUGGAGAAUGGGUCUGGCUUCAAUCCUGUUGAAGAAACACAAUUAGCUUAGUAGUAAACAAAAAGGAAGAAAGAAUAAUAGUUAUUGGUUUCUCUUUGACCUCUGGUUGGCAAUACCAGUAUUUUCAACUAGGAUUAUACUCCUAAAAAGAAAUAAGCACUGCUGCUCUGAGUUUUGUUCUGUUUGGGUUGGUUUUGAUAUUUAGAAUUGGAGGAAGUGAAGGUGUUACAUUGAAUAUCAUAAUUGUGUUGUUUUACUGAUCUGCUAGCCAUUUAUAAUGUUGUGAUUUUCAAUCCUUAA